AUGUCUUCCUCUCUCGACCAGCUUAAGGCCACCGGCACCGUCGUUGUCUCUGACUCCGGCGACUUCGCCUCCAUCGCCAAGUACAAGCCCCAGGAUGCUACCACCAACCCCUCCCUCAUUCUCGCUGCCUCUAAGAAGCCCGAGUACGCCAAGUUGAUUGACGAGGCCGUUGCCUACGCUAAGCAGAAGGGUGGCUCCGUCGACGACCAGGUCGACGCUGCUCUCGACUCCCUACUCGUCGAGUUCGGCAAGGAGAUCCUCAAGAUCGUCCCCGGCAAGGUCUCUACUGAGGUCGACGCCCGCUUCUCCUUCGACACCAAGGCCUCCGUUGAGAAGGCUCUGCACAUCAUUGACCUGUACAAGGAGCAGGGCAUCUCCAAGGACCGCGUCCUGAUCAAGAUCGCCUCUACCUGGGAGGGUAUCAAGGCUGCCGAGAUCCUCCAGCGCGACCACGGCAUCAACACCAACCUUACCCUCAUGUUCUCUAUUGUCCAGGCCAUCGCUGCUGCUGAGGCCGGCGCCUACCUCAUCUCCCCCUUCGUCGGCCGUAUCCUCGACUGGUACAAGGCCGCCACCAAGAAGGACUACUCCAAGGAGGAGGACCCCGGUGUCAAGUCCGUCCAGACCAUCUUCAACUACUACAAGAAGUACGGCUACAACACCAUCGUCAUGGGUGCCUCUUUCCGCAACGUUGGCGAGAUCACCGAGCUUGCUGGCUGCGACUACCUGACCAUCUCCGUAUGUUACUACCCCGGCCUACCUUGCCCGUGUGAGAUGCAUUUGACUAACAAGAUUCUCAGCCCAACCUGCUUGAGGAGCUUCUCAACUCCGACGCUCCCGUCCCCAAGAAGCUCGACGCCGCCCAGGCCGCCAGCCUCGACAUCGAGAAGAAGUCCUACAUCAACGACGAGUCCCUCUUCCGCUUCGACUUCAACGAGGAGCAGAUGGCCGUCGAGAAGCUCCGCGAGGGUAUCUCCAAGUUCGCCGCCGAUGCUGUCACCCUCAAGGACAUCAUCAAGGCCAAGGUCACCGCAUAAAUUAGUGCGCAAAAAGAAUAAUAGGUGGCGAAAGGUGCUUAUUGGUGCGAGGAGGCAAAUUAUCAAACAAUGA
This is a messenger RNA of Colletotrichum truncatum, 1110 nucleotides long. RefSeq names its product Transaldolase 1. The record is from RefSeq and is a predicted model, not a curated record. Gene Ontology annotation, cellular component: cytoplasm; intracellular anatomical structure. Gene Ontology annotation, molecular function: transaldolase activity. Gene Ontology annotation, biological process: pentose-phosphate shunt; pentose-phosphate shunt, non-oxidative branch; carbohydrate metabolic process. NCBI's taxonomy places the organism in Eukaryota, Fungi, Ascomycota, Sordariomycetes, Glomerellales, Glomerellaceae.